CGUCGCCACACCUACUUCCUCACUCUGUAGCACUCACUCACGCCCUCUACCAGGGUGCGGGUGAGAAGACAGUCAGUCAGUGCAAUGGGUUGAGGACGGCCAUGAUGCCCAUGAGCACCAGCAGCACACACCCUAUGGCGAUGACGGCGAUGGGCAUACCCUCGUCCUUCGUCUUGCUCUGCUCCUGCUGCUGGGACUCAGUGGCCUCCCUGGCCUCACUCUCGGUGAACGACGGGCGAACCAGAGACGUGAUGCUCAGCUCGGCCGUGGCUAACACACACACACACACAGAGUGCCUGUCGGUCUGGGGCUUGAGGAUGGCUGUGUACGUGAUGGCAUCGGGGCUUCUGAUGCGGCAGACGGGCCGUCGAGCUGGAGCAUGCGUUGUGGUGGCGGCUGUGGGCUGCCGCCCUUCUCGGACACUGCAAGCCGAAGCAUAGGCAUACGCAUGGCAAACCUAUUCUCUGCCUUGGCUGACAUGUUGGGAGUGGCUGUUGAUACGCAGACUGAGGAUGCCCGCCUGCACGGCCGACGCAGACACAAACACAGACACAAACCGGCCAAUCACAUCCAGGCAGACAGAGACACCCGCGCCUGCCCCACCGUGAGUUCUGCGGCGAUGGCGGUGCCGCCUCCACAUCAGCCGUCGCCCUCUCGUCCCACCCGCCCUGUGGGCUCCCCUCUCGCCCCUCUCGAUUGACCGAUGGUGUCUGUGGCUGGCCAGUGUGUGAGACAACAAAGCCAUGUGGGCCAAGAACAGGCAAAGCUGCGGAAGAAGCUGCAUGGAAGGGCUUGCUUGUGGAUGGAUGCUCGAGCAAUGGCAAUUAAGGAAGGAGGUUUGGUCUAUAUCAAUCAACGUACUCUCAAAGAGGUGGACGAAUGGAAG
Messenger RNA from Vitrella brassicaformis, 886 nucleotides. The record is from the annotation of a GenBank genome assembly. Lineage: Eukaryota; Vitrellaceae.